UGAAUUUUUCAUAAUAUAUGGAUGAAAUUUAUCAAUGAACUGAUAGCGAAAUACACCCGUACAUAGGUAAAGCUUCGCUAGCUCAUUACGCUCGCGUUAAUACAAACAGGUAAAGGUUAAGCAAAAACGAUUGGGUAUUGACGACAAAUUAUUUUACAAAAACGCUAAAAUGCAACAUUCCAGUUUGCCAAUGAAACAGUUAUUAGGACGCGGCACGUCGGGGUAGAACGUUCAAUUGUAGAGUUAUGUGCGACUUUUGCUUACCAACCAAAUGUGUUAAAUGCUAACAAAAUGGUCGUAACGUGUGAAAUUGAGUUUGAUAUUAAUCCAUUUGGCACCUUUUAUGCUGGUCAAGUGUUAACGGGCAGAGUUACAUUGCAAGCGGAUAAACCAAAACAAGUGAAAGGAAUUGUAUUAAAAAUCACCGGAUGUGCAGAUACAAGUUGGAAAGAGAGCACAAACAGAACAAAGACCGAUGCAAAAGGACAUUCAAAAACUGAAACGGAAACAACACACUAUCGUGGCCAUGAGGACUACAUUCAUUCUAAAACUUAUUUGCUGAGCUCAAGUGAAAAUCAGUCCGCUGUUAUUGAACCGGGCAUACAUACUUACACUUUUGCUUGUCAUUUACCCCAAACCUGCCCCACAUCCUUUGAAGGCAUCUAUGGACACAUACGGUACCUGAUAAAAGUGGAGCUCGUACGACCAUGGAAAUUUAAUCAAAAUUUUACAAGAGGCUUUACGGUUUUAAAAGUCAUGGAUUUGAACUAUGAUAGCCCUUUGCUACGGGUACCUUGCAAAUCCGAGGCCACGAAGAUCUUCUGUUGCGGUCCGUGUAAAUCACAACCGUUAGACAUUCAAGUCUCUCUACCGCAAACUGGUUACGUACCUGGGCAAACCAUACCUAUUAAUGUACUCGUAUCAAACGAAACGAACGUAAAGGUUGAAGAGCUGAAAUUGGAAUUGGUAAUGCUCAUUUGUUAUUACAGUCAAACUCCAUUGACACGCACGAAGAAUGAACGAAUUGUUGUGACCAAAAUGAAGGGUGAUGGUGUGCCCGUGCACUGCAAGAAACAAUUUAUUUAUCCCUUGGUCGUGCCUGCAACACCACCUACUUGUUUCAAUCUCUGCCGCAUCAUACAGAUUGCCUAUCAAAUUGAAGUUGCAGCAAAAGUUAAGGGCUGGCAUGCCAAUCAAACAAUUUGUACAGCGGUAACAAUUGGUAAUGUACCGUUACUAGGCGUCAUACAAAGCCAACCAACGGCAAAGUCGAGCAUGAGCAAUGGUGCCGUGCCACGAUCCUUGGAGUUUAAUGACGCUAGCUCCAGCUCCAACACUGAUAUUAAGGAGAAUAAAUCAAACACUGCCGAUAAUCUGAAGUCUGCUAAUUUAGAGAACGCCAUACAAGUCGGCAGUGUUGAGGGAACAAGCAGUGCCAUUAUGAUAGAUACACCACCUAGCCCGUGGGCAGCUGAUGCUAAUAUACCGCCACCAUCUUAUGAAGCUGCUGUGCAUAUGAAGAAAGCAAAGCUCUCCCCCAGCGAAGGUCAGGAAUAUGGAGAAACAGAAUUCACACCUCGGUAUCCAGUCUUCCAUAUCAGAAGUCUUAGUACGUCUGGCGUAGAUGAAGUUGAUGUACCAACGGUUGCUGGUACAGCGGUCAAUGGUGUGAGCGAUGUAACUGGUGCUACUAAUAAUAACACGCCGGAAAAGAGUACUUGGCUUUGAGCUCAAUGUGUAUUAAAAUCAAAUGUUUGAAUAAAAAUAAAUAUGAACUAAUAUUUA
Ceratitis capitata (Mediterranean fruit fly) is the source of this 1785-nucleotide messenger RNA. RefSeq names its product arrestin domain-containing protein 17. Lineage: Eukaryota; Metazoa; Arthropoda; Insecta; Diptera; Tephritidae. The record is from RefSeq and is a predicted model, not a curated record. Gene Ontology annotation, cellular component: cytoplasm. The transcript has 5 exons. Gene Ontology annotation, biological process: protein transport. The coding region runs from base 292 to 1728 and encodes 478 amino acids.